UCUGUGCAGUGCGGCCACUGAUGGGAGAAUAGCAUUGUGGGAUAUCUCGGGAACCAUUGAGAAAGCCAACAUGGCAACUACUCUGUCAGAAGGAGCCUGUCAGCCUUGGGUGCUGGAGGUCCCCUGUCUGGUGCUGAACGCCCAUCAGUGUGGAGUGAAUGGACUUCACGUCAGAUCCCUGGAUCCCGGACACUACCUGUUAGCCAGUGGUGGUGACGAUAAUGCCAUCCGUGUCUGGACGAUUUCUGUGGGAGCAACUGCACGUGAGGAUGUUGCAGCGAGUGUUGGGGCCUCGGAAGGACAAUAUGUCAACGCAGAGUUUUCCAUGCAGGUGACAGAGGGACCGCGAGUUGACAGUGCGCACGCCGCGCAUGUGACUGGAGUGAAGGUCCUGAGCUCAAGGCUGCUGGCCUCCGUCUCCAUCGACCAGCGACUGACGCACUGGGAGCUGAGCGACCGUGGACUGCAUUUCCUGGAUAGCAUGUGCUGUCAUGUGGCAGACGUCGCCGACCUGGAGAACUGGGAGGGUGCCAGCUCAGAGACUCACCUUUAUGCCCUGUGUGGGCAUGGGCUGCAGAUCCUGAGGUAUCAGUAGGUGUAGCAAAACGGCCUUGCAAUACAAACGUCAAAUACUGCAGAUGCUGGAGACUGGAAACAGAAAAAGGAAUUGAUGGAGACACCUAGCAUUUCAGGCGGCAUGUACAAAGAGACAGAACUGGAGUCAGUGUUUUAGAUCAAUGAACUCUUAUGUGAACUGGAAAAAGUUGGAGAUUGAGUACUUCAUAAUCAACUUGAGUUGCUUUUACGCAAAUUCAGAUUAGGAACAGCAGUAGGCCAAGUGUUGGUCUUGAUAACUCAGGUAAAAAAACAUAACGUAUGUGGCAGUUCAUCAAUCAUUGUGUGGAAUUUUACUGGCACAGCAAAAGACCAUUCAGCCCAUCUGGUUUGUUCUGGCAUUUUAUGCUCCACAGAAGCCUCCUCCCAUCCUACUUCAUUUCACUGUCAACGUAUCAUGCUGUUCCCUCGAGUGUAUCUCUAGCAUUUUGCAAUUUGUCUCAAUCUUCCAAGUUACCAUUGUCAUUUUUCUCCUGACUUCCUUAUUGGAUUUAUGAGUGACCUUGCAGAUUUCUGGUUCCUAAUUUUGCUUGCCUCACAACUAGAAAAAUCUUCUCUACUUCCAUGUGUUCAAGGCCUUUAAUAAAAUUAAAGACCUCUGUUGGGUCAGCCUUGGGUCAGCUUUUCCUGGACAAAAGGGCCUGAGUCUGUUCGAUCUCAUCUGAUGUGCAUAAUCCAUCUGUUCUGAUAUCAUCCAUUAAAAUCUUGUGUUUACACCAUCUUCAGAGUGAAUAUCAUCCAUGGCAGUUGAUACUGAACUGUGGAGAGUGUGAGCCUGAAUUUCAGCA
Messenger RNA from Rhincodon typus (whale shark), 1403 nucleotides. RefSeq names its product WD repeat-containing protein 6-like. Gene Ontology annotation, biological process: tRNA methylation. The coding region runs from base 71 to 595 and encodes 174 amino acids. The record is from RefSeq and is a predicted model, not a curated record. Gene Ontology annotation, cellular component: cytoplasm. Gene Ontology annotation, molecular function: protein binding. The transcript is spliced from 2 exons. Lineage: Eukaryota; Metazoa; Chordata; Chondrichthyes; Orectolobiformes; Rhincodontidae.